GUCAAGCUGUCCACACGUCCUCCUGAACCAGUCAUCCCAGCUAAGAAGCCUUUCAAGGUGGAGCUGGUUGGUGGGAAGCGUUACUCGUGGUGCACCUGUGGGCACAGCAGGAAGCAGCCUUUCUGUGAUGGAAGCCACAAAACCCGAGCCCAGGGCCUCUCCCCGCUACGCUUCGUCCCAGAGAAAGACGCCUCGGUUUGGUUGUGUGGAUGCAAACACACAAGCAACCCGCCCUACUGUGACGGCACGCACAAGCAGGACUUCAUUGCGUCUGCUCCGCUACACGAACCAGCAGAGUCCUGAGGGUGGAGGGGGGUGCGUUUCCCGUCAGUGUUUUCAUCAGUUCGACUUUCAUGACAAAGACACUGUUGCAGUCACAUUAGGAUGACUUUACGGUAAAACAGCGAGCAGUUUAUACUGGGGGUAUUUAGCGAAUCGAAGAUUCCUGCGGCAAACAACCCGGCAGGCGCUCCAUGAAGAAGUUGGGAUGCAGUGCUACGCUGGCCUUGAUUUUGAAGCUCCAGUUUUAUGUCCAUGAGAUGAGAUUAGAGUUGGUGGCAGGCUGUGACAGUCAUUAGCCC
Pundamilia nyererei is the source of this 581-nucleotide messenger RNA. RefSeq names its product CDGSH iron-sulfur domain-containing protein 3, mitochondrial-like. The annotation marks the transcript as partial. Gene Ontology annotation, cellular component: mitochondrion. Gene Ontology annotation, molecular function: 2 iron, 2 sulfur cluster binding. NCBI's taxonomy places the organism in Eukaryota, Metazoa, Chordata, Actinopteri, Cichliformes, Cichlidae. The transcript is spliced from 2 exons. The record is from RefSeq and is a predicted model, not a curated record.